Messenger RNA from Chara braunii, 2345 nucleotides. Lineage: Eukaryota; Viridiplantae; Streptophyta; Charophyceae; Charales; Characeae. The record is from the annotation of a GenBank genome assembly.
GUGAUGGGCCCCCACUGGUUCAGGAGGACACUGGACGGCAGUCGAACUCGAAAGACCGAGAGAGAUUGCCCCGCCCAUGCCCCGCCCAGUCUGUAGUCGUGCGCUCAGUUGCGAACUUGUGCACUGCCGCACAUGCGGGAGGGACGACAAUACACUCACCCCCUGCGCACAAUGGGCGGGUGUAUCGCACGCGCCACGGCAGCACCCGCGUUUGCGCGUAUCUGCUCGCUGCACUGCCUCAUCAUCAACAAUCCCCGUCAUCAACUGCCGAGGUUUUGAGAUUCGCAAAAUCUGAAAAAUUCAAACUGCUGAAUGCAAUUGGCGGUGUUUUUUUGUCGCACCGCGAUGACCACCCUUGGCGGGUGAUCCGACCUUUAAUUUCGGGACCCCAGUAAGCUGGAGAUCGGAACAGCCUUGACCUUGAUGGGCGCGAAGGGCCACGGCGAUUUCAAUGCAAUAGAACGCGCUCCAAUCGGCCGGCGGUUUAGCGCUCCCGCCCCUUUUGCUCACGGCGGGAAUCAUGCCGUGACCACUGAACACUGAACGGCGUGGAAAGCAGGAGAAGUAAGGACAAGUGGCGAAAAUUUCCCAUCGCGCUGUAGGAAGCAAGAGAAAGCAAAGGACAUCAAGAACAGGCAACGAGUGGCUCUUUUUCUCACUUUCCCUUUUUGGGCAGCAGUCGAAGUUGAAGUAGUGGAGGGAGGCCGCAAUGGUCGGGGCAUCGGCGACGAUAGUUGAAGCGAACAAGUUGGAGAGGGCUACUUAAGAAAAGGAGGACGGGAGUGUCGGCGACGCUAGUAGCAGCUGAAGGAGAGGGAGCGGUUGCACAAGUAUAAGCGCAGUAGAAGAGGGGAUAUCAUAUCAGUACGUGCAGACAAUUGAUUGAUGAUUUAGUACAACAAGGUUAAUUUGUGGAAUUAUCGGAGCGCAGCGAGUUUGUUGGGUGGAAGGCUUGCGGUGCAGGGUGGGGUGGCGUGAGGUGGUUGCCUUGGGUUUGACAUCGGAUCGGGUUGAAUAACCAGUCCACGUGGCAGGAGGAGGCUCUUUCGCUAAUCAGUAUGGCCUGGCCAAUCUAUUUGUACGUUCCGAAUCUGCUAGGCUAUGCUCGCAUCAUUGCAAAUGUGGUGGCUUUUUCUCAUUGUUUCGAUCAGAAGGGGAUGUUUGUAACACUGUAUUUCAUAAGCUUUGUGUGUGAUGAGCUGGAUGGACGAUUUGCCAGACUCCUUGACCAGCGGUCUACGUUUGGCGCUGUCCUCGAUAUGGUUACUGACAGGGUUAGCACAGCGUCACUGUUGGUCGUCCUAUCGAGCCUCUACAGCCAGUAUUUUAUCAUCUUCUUGGGAUUAAUGGUACUGGAUAUUUCAAGCCACUGGUUCCAGAUGGUCAGUGCACACCUGACGAGCAAGAAAAGUCACAAGGAUGUGGCUGAUGGCACCAACUUUCUGCUGAGGAUCUACUACCGCUAUCGACCUUUCAUGGGCUAUUGUUGUAUUGGUGCAGAGGUUCUUUAUCUAGCAGUGUACUUGCUACACGAUCCAAGUUAUGCUGCUGCCCCUCUGGUGGAUCUUCCUAUGAUUGGAGAGCGGUCGCUUGUUGAAGUCAUUGCGUGGGUCGCUCUGCCUGGAUGUGUGAUCAAACAGUUUGUCAAUCUUGUUCAGAUCAAAACGGCUGCGGAUGUUUGUGUCACAUAUGAUAUGAAGCAAGAUGUAGACAAGAAGACGCAGUGACCAAAAAACUGGUGCUCUGACAAACUACUGAACUGGCUUCAAGAAUGUGCUUAAGCAGCCAUUAGUGGAUUCCUUGAGAUUGGCUGCAGCCGAGGAUUGGUAGAACGAGAGAAGUUGUGUGCGAUGUCUUCAAGUUACAGGUUUUUUUUUUUUUUUUUUGUACUUCGAGUUCCGGAAUCUACUGAUAUUUGUUAUUGGUCCUCGAACUGUAUAUGAAUCCGAGUGCUAUAUUGAAGACACACACUCCAUCAAUACAAUGGGAAGUUGGGAACCCCAUUCCCUUGAGUCCUUUUAUAUCAAUCCUUCAAGGGCUUAGCAAAUGUAUUUAAUAUAUCUAUAGAUAGAUUCUAUACCCAUCUCACCUUCACUGGACCCAGGCUGCGCUAAGCGAAUCCAUUGUUCUUUUUUUUGGUUGGUUGUAUCUGUUUGUGGGGGAGCUCAUGUCAAUGCCAAUCCCUCUAUCGCCGGAUGUAUUGCAUUCGAAUUUAGAACAGCAUCCUGCAACCACACUGCAUUGCAGUAUGAUCUGUCCUGAUCUAUUCUUUUGAUCUCUGAUCUGCUGAUCUACUAAAAAAAAAAAAACACCAUCAUCUCUUUUUAUAUCCUUUGCCCCAAACU